Messenger RNA from Phaedon cochleariae (mustard beetle), 2325 nucleotides. The record is from the annotation of a GenBank genome assembly. NCBI's taxonomy places the organism in Eukaryota, Metazoa, Arthropoda, Insecta, Coleoptera, Chrysomelidae.
AUGGAUGCAAACAUUCCAUUGCUUGAUUCUAAAAACACUGUUGUCGACGAUCCUCACCAUUAUGACCUACCUGAUUCUGAUACCCCAUCAUCACCAGUACGCCACACCCAAGACGUUCUGGUUGCUGCUACUGAUGAAGCACAAUGUUCUUCAAUAAACACAAUUCAAGAAGCAAACAUGCCCUUAUUAGAUUCUGACGACUCUGUGGACGAUCCCCAUUACUUACCUGACUCUGAUACUUCAUCUGAUCAACCUUUGAGCAAGAUUCGUAGAACAUUAAAGAAAACCUCAACUCACCAGAGUGGAGAAGUGGCUGAAGUCAUUCACCCUGAUGAACAAUACACUAAAAGAACGGGAGAACUUAAAAAAAGAAAGAAGUUUUAUAAAACCGUUGCAGAAAGGAAUGCUGAUAAACUGGAAGAAAUUAAAACUAAACAUACGGUUCGAACAGGUUGUGGAUCAUGCAAGAAAGGAUGUGUUGGAAAAAUUGCGGAAGAUCAGCGUAUAUCAAUCAAUAGGGACUACUGGAUGAUGUCCUGGCAGGAACGUCAAAUUUUUCUUUCGGCAAGUAUUUCAACUAUGGAAGUGAAACGGCGAAGAGGAUCUGGAAUGUCGAGGACAAGGUCUUGUAAAUACUUUUUGAAAACUGCACACGGUGAAAAAGUGGAAAUCUGCAAAGUGUUCUUUCUAACUACACUGGGAUAUAAUCGCAAAAACGACCGAGCUAUCACCAAUGUUAUUAAUAAGGAAAAUUAUGCUACGAGCGGGCAAGAUAAACGAGGAAAGCACCCCAAAACUCCUAAAACGGAUCGAAGUGUAAUCAAAACACAUAUUGAAUCUUUUGAACCUACCAUUUCCCAUUACAAAAGAGAACAUGCGCCGAACAAAAGGUAUUUAGCUAGCGAUAUCAACAUCACUAACAUGCAUAAGGAUUUCAUGGCAAAACAUCCCGACAUAAAGUGUUCUUACGAGUUAUACAGAAAGUGUGUUUCGAAGGACUGUAAUAUUCCAUUCACUAAAUUGGGUCACGAGGAAUGUGAAACAUGUGAAAUUUUCAAGAUGCAUGAUCCAAAACAUACUCAACAAAAUCUAAUACCAGACUGCGAGUCGUGCAAGGCAUGGGAAAAUCAUACAAGUAAGGCAAAUAAUGCCCGUGAAAAAUACAGGACAGAUACUGCUAAUGCUGGUUCCGAUGAAACAUCCCUAAUUGUUUCUGCAAAUUUAGAAAAAGUUAUAAUGCUCCCCAGGAUCGACAUGUUCAAGCAGGUGGAGCUAUCUCUACAACAGAAGAAGAAAGUCUACGAUUUUGCAGAUUUUGUAAAUUGUGUACAAGCUGCAAAUUCAGGAAAAGUGACCGUGAAGGAAAUGAAUCUGGGGGACUUCUUUGUUUGGCCCGAUAAUUCUUCCUCUCACAAAAUAAAACAAUUGAUUCCAAGACCUUAUAUGAAAGACAUUGUGGAAGUCAUUGCGCAGAGAGGAAAAAACGAACUCAUUUAUCGAACAAGUUUGGAUGCAGAGCUGGCGUUGCUGCAAGCGCCCAAAACGCGCAGAAAUCGCAAGAAAAACGCCUGUGUGUUGGUAUUUGCUGCCGCGCUGGCUACUCGAUGGACGGCCGACGACGCUGGUCGCCGAGAUCAGUCUUGUUUGAUUUCGGCGACCGAGAAGACAACAAAAGGCCUUAAAAAUGCCUGUGUGUGUGACGAAAUGGCAGAAAGUCAGCGAUUUGGACAUUCAGAAAAAUUUAUUUCUGCUUUCAUUGAAAUAUUCAAACAGCAAAAAUGCUUAUGGAUGGUGAAAAGCAAGGAAUACUCCAACAGGAUCAUGAAGAACCACGCCUACGAAGAGCUAUUAAAUUUAUAUGAAAAUUAUAAUGACGAAUGUGAUAUUGAUUUUGUUAAAAGAAAAAUUAAAAGUCUCCGGGAUUCAUUCCGCAAGGAAUAUAAAAAGGUUCGUGCUACAGAAAAAUCAGGAGCAAGUACUGACGACAUAUAUGUACCAAAUCUGUGGUACUACAAAUUACUUUCAUUUCUAAAAGAUCAAGAAGUUCCAAGAAUGGGUCGAGACAGUGACACGCAAGUUGAGAUUUUCAAUGACGGAAGUAUCGAGGCUACAGAAAAUGAAUCUCAGGCAGAAGCUGAAAGUAUCCCAUCCGAGGACAAAAGUGAAGACGAGUCAAACUCUAGACAACAAGAAACUUCAACUACUGACAAAGUACUACCAAGAAAGCAUAAACUAAAAAAUGGGCGAGCACCAAUGCAAACAAGAAAAAGUCAGUUGAGAAAGCAUAUGAAAUAUUAUCCAAACCAGAUGACGAAUAUGAUAUAA